Molecule: messenger RNA, 8502 nt
Organism: Spirodela intermedia
Lineage: Eukaryota; Viridiplantae; Streptophyta; Magnoliopsida; Alismatales; Araceae
Source: the annotation of a GenBank genome assembly
AUGGAGGGAAGCGGGAAUGGCUUCCCCUACUACUACGCCCACCCCCUCAGCCCCUUCGGCCGCCACCAGGGCGGGGUCGACAGCGGCGACGCCGUCGGUAGGGCGUUCUCCUCGCCUUCGCCGGCUGCCUCUGCAGGCAGAGAAGGAGCGGUGAACCCCUUGCUAUUCCCACAGUCCCCGAUGGCAGCGGCGGCUGCCGGAGGGAGGGCUCCCGCUCCGGCGGUGGAGCCUGUGCGGAGGAAAAGAGGGAGGCCGAGGAAGUAUGGACCGCCGUUGCCUUCAUCGUCGCAUCAUCUUGCGUCCUCAGUAUCUCCGGCUGUCUCUGUCUCCCUGUCAUUCUCCCCUCUCAGUUUCAGUGCGAAGCCUUCUUCAUCUACGUCUCUAACGCUUGCCUCCUCUUCGCCUCCGCCGCAAGCUCCUCCUCGCAGAAGAUCACAGGAUGAGUUUCUAGGUGAACAUGCCCCGUUCUUUUUAUUUUGCGGUUAUCUGCCGGUACCAUGGCCGCUUGAAUCAUUCAAGAGCAAUAGAACGAAUACUAAUGGAUUUUCCAUGUUAUCUAUGCUCCUAGUCUGAUUUCCUUGUUUCUGAAUUACGUGAUUUCGAAGAGUAAAGCAACGCUUCUACCCUCCGAUUUGAGUUUCACUGCCCUGUGCGUCUGCGUAUUGAUACUCGUAAAAAUUGAUGAUAACAUUUCCAUUGAGAAGUUGGUCAUUUUGGAAUCCCUUCGUAGUAUGACACCCCUGGUCGUAAAAGCUCGACUUUUGAUUAUACUAAUUGACGAUGAAUAAUUAAGAUGCAAAUAUGUACAUGUCGACAUCAUUAUUUACGACUCAUAUAAUAAAAUUGCGCAUGUUUCUAAAAAACGGAAUGAAAAUUAGUCCCAAUGUUAAACGAGAUUGAUAACUAAUUAUGUGAAAUAAAUGUAUAUCAAAUCUUGGAAUGCCCUGAACCAGAAAGUGGAGCUUGAAACAAAAGUAGAGAGAACACAAGUAGAGUAAGAGGCUCAAUGAUAGUUGGAGAAGCCUGCAAAGGCCUGACGAAUUGAGAUUCUACUGCAGAUUGGGAAUGCCAUAGAAUCAUAUUGCCUUACAACAAGUCCUGGAGAAUGGAUUGGUUUGCUAGGAGAGGAGGGCAGAUUUUUGGGGGAUAAACAACCACUUAGAGUUGCAUUCCCCUAGGUAAUUCCAGUUCUAACUAUUUAAAUUAGGUUAGAAAUAAUUGGUGGAUCCAAGGCAAUACGAGAUACUUUACUUGUACCUCCGCUGCCUCAAAUUUAAGGUGCAAUAAAAUGGUGCGAUCUUCAUGGUUGCCUUGACUAGAAUAGUUGGUCAUACUAGUUUUUUCAGUGUGCAAGCCUGUUCAUCUCCCUAAGUUCGCUGUUCAGGAACGCUCUUCUGUUGGAACUCUUACUUUCUGGGGAGAAUGUGAAAGACAUUGCAGAAUAUUUCCUUCUGCAACAGCUCUGUGGUGUGCCAUUCUGUUUGCACGUAUGAAGCAUUAUAAAAAUGCUUUCUUACCUUUUUUAAAUCCUUCCUGAACCCACAGCCCAGUAUGUUGGCCCUGCUAGAAGUUUGCCGCAUUUCUGUGGAGGUUGUGUUCUAGUUGCCGUGAACUUGACUGGAUAGUCAAGCUUAGUUCAACAUUCCGGAAUGAAAACUGCAUUCGUUUCUAAGAGUCUGAUCUACUGAUUGGUCCAAUGUUCUCUAAUUUCAUGUGUUUACCGAAGAUUAUGGUGAUUUAUCAAAGUUGAAGGAAAGUGCUUCCUAUCCACAUUGUUUCUUACGUAAUACUAUUCAUGUUUUACGAAAAAGGAAUGUCUUUUUAAGUUACCUUUGGUGAAGAUUAAAGAGUAGUAUCAGAGACAAAUAGCCAUUUUUUUCUCUUUUUGUGUAGGCAAAAUUUCAAUCGUCCAGAACUAAUGAGGAGAUAUAACGAGGAAAAGAAUGGUAGAAGACACAAAGCUAAGAAAAAAAUGUUACAAGAUUCUAAAGUAUUAACAUCAUUAGUGACUAAUCUUUUGAAGAUGGGAGCAAACUUUACCCAGGUUAAUGCAGAAAUUUCCUCAAGAUUGAUAUGUUAUAGGGCAAGAAUCUUUGAGAAUUGUGACAAUGAGCUGCCAGAAAUGUUGUGCUGCCUGGGUUCGAUCCUCUGUGAUGUCCAGAGACCUUUAUGGUGACCAAGGCAGUUCUGUUGUCUUGCUGCGUAAUGCAACCUCAUGUUAGGGCCGUCUUUUUGUCAUGCCAUCCCCGUUGAAAUCCUAUGGAUGUCCUUGCUUAAUGUGACUUAAAUUAUCCUAAUCAAGGAUGCCACUUACAAUGGGAACCCUAAACAAUGUGGCUCAGUUGAAGAUUGUGCUAAAGUUGAAAGUAGAAUAGUCGAUGGGCAACGAAAGCUUCUUUCCUACAGAGGAGAAUUACUUGAUGUAAAUUUGUGAUGCCAAUAUUGCCGGUCAAUUUAUCUUUCUAUCCUCAGGAUUCCCAAUAUAGUGGCAGCAAGAAAUUCAUUGCGGAUUCAUUUGCCAUGUAGUGGCAACAAGUCUUGUGGAUAGUAUGACUAAUUGAAGAAAAAUAUUUAACCAUCAAGAGACCAGUGGCUCUCUGUCCCAAAUUAUUCAUGUUCCUAUUUGAUUUUGCUUAGCUGACUAAGAAAAUUACUGACCAUGAAUGAGAGUCUUUGGCUGGUAUUAGUUAAGUUGACAUAUUACAAAUGAAGCAGAUUAUGGAACAUUUUGUUGCAUAUCAUUGCAAUAGACAAAGGUUGUGGAUGGAUAUUUUGCUUAUUCAGAUCUGUCUGUGAUUGCCACAGAGCUGGUGUUGGAGGGCAACUGGUGUGAGGUCUCUACCUUUUGGUGAAUAAUAUUGCCAUCUUUUCAUGAUAAUUCAAGAUCCUAGUAUCGUUUUUGCCAUGGGUUAUUAAGUUUAUUCGAUUUGGAAAACCAUUUCCCCUUUACCAACGAAGCUGUCAAAAUCCUCCUGUGGGAGACUUUCUUCCCCUGAUCAUUUGGUCUUAGUUUUAAUAGCCUGAACACGUAAAGCAUCCAGGUCGCUUAAGUAGCCUGCUCAUUUGUGGAGUGAAAAAAAAUCAUGGUGGUCCAACUGCAAAUUCUAGAUCAUGAAGCAAUGUAAACACUAAGGUAUUGAGGCUAUCAUGAUAAGCUGCUCAUUCACAAAUAGUCAAUAUGAAAUCUUUACUAAUACAUAGUCUGGCUACAUGUUUUAUUUAUUUUAUGGCUAUAUUUGAUUCCUAUCGAACUGUUUUAUUACCAUACAUUAGUUAUCAAAUGAUUUUUAUUAUAUUUUAAAAUUACAAAUGAAUAUAUAUUCAUAGCUAUAUUAUAAUAUUAUUAGCAUAAAAUCAGUUAAAGUUUCUCCUCGGGUUUUUUCAUGGUUAUUUUUGGAAUCUGUAUUUGCUGAUUCUUAGUAAUCAUUUUGCCAAGCAGUUUUUGGGGUUUUUCACAAAAAAUUAUUAUUUAAUUUAUUAAAAUUUCUGUGUUUAACCAGUUUUGGAAUUAAAAUUUUGAUUUUGUUUAUUUUGAUUUAACUUGGUGAUGACUAUGUAAGUCAUUCAUGUAGAUUGGUAACGUGAAUAUUAUUUCUAUGAUUUUAUAGUGCUCGGUCAAAUCAUUCGUUUUAGUUCUUAUUUUAUUCGGUAAAUACUCUCAUGGAGAAAUGGAGGCAAAUAAACAAUUAGUCAUAACCUUAAUCUCAAUUUGGUUAAUGUGGUAGAAUCCAAUAAAAUUGCCCGGAAAAAGAUUGUACAUUAGUCAACUUGACCUCCGUAGACAGUCAGUUGAGAUUUGAAUUCUUGCGGUAUAAAUGUGUUGUAACUCGAGCUACUUGCUGCAGGUAAAGGCGUCCAAAGCUUCACGCCACAUUUUCUUACAGUUGCAGCUGGAGAAGUGCGCCUCUGAUCUUUGAUAAUUUUAGCUCACGAUGUUAAUAUUUGCAGGUUGUUUGCAUAUUAAAAUGGGUGCCAAUCAUGUUCAUAUAAGCAUUUCCGAGGAGCCUAUGUCUUAUCCUCUCGUAGGUGGCAUUCGAAUUUCUUUGAAGGUUCUCCCAUUUACUCGAAGCUUAAGAUUGGGGCCCUAUGUGGCAGCAUCUCUAUGCUACUCCUUUCUUGUAAUGUGUUUAGGAGUGAGUCUGGGAUUCAUGGCUUCCACCUGAAAAUUGAUUUUCAAAAAAGUGGUUAGUAAAUCAGCCUAUUUGGAGGUAAUUUGCAAAUAACCCUAUUAGAAUACGCCAACGCCCUGAUGGUAGAUAGAAUCUUCAUUUUCGGUCCUUAGAUCUCUCUAAGUCAGUUUUUGUUUGCUAUUACCCUCUUAUUAUUUAACUUUAUACCCAGUUGCAUAUGACGUGCAGUUGUUUCUGUCAGUGGCGGUUUUUUCAAUCGUAUUAAAGCAGGCAUACAUUCUUUGGAAUUUAUGUUAAGUGAUGUGCUCAAGCUUCAUGACUUGACCUUGGUUAAAAUUGGUGGUUCCAGCUCUGACUAUGCCUUCAGUUUUAUUGGAUGACUAUCCUGUAGAAUCAUUUUUUCUAGUACUCUUUGCGAGUGGUUCUCGAUCUGCCUAUACAAAUAGGUUAAUGGCCAAGAUACCCAUAAAUAAUGAAGUAAUUGGUCGUUCUUGAAGAUGGAUAGCUAAUUGCUUGCAAUCAGGAGUUGGAUAAUAAAAGUAAAAUCUUGAAAUUGAAUUUUAGUUCGCCAACCAUAAUUGGAUAUAAUGCUAUGUGUUAGAACAUUACUAUGAUGGGACUUAACUUUGUAAAUACUAUAUUGCCCUCUUGUAUGAUAGAAAAAGGUCAAUGGACUACUUGGGGGAUUGUGUUCGGUUGAAUUUGGGUAGAGGGUGGAUUGCACUGCUGUUUAUACUCACACUGAUAGGAAGAAAACCGCUAGAGUGGAAAUUGAUAAAUACUACAGUUAGAAAACAAGAUAUUCAUGAUAAAUUGCUUUUAGAUAGCAUUGAAUAGGAAGUUAUAAGUUCCAGGCUAGAGUGGAAAACAAGUGAGAAAGAGAGAGAAGUACGAUUAAGGUGGGCUUGACUAUCUGUGUUCAAUCACAGAUCUUAAAUUCUCUAACCGCAUAACUAUACUGGAAAAUUGUAGGUUUAUGAUGAGGAACUUCAGCUGAAUGAUAUGUGAGGUGACUCUGUUCCAUGCUUGUUCCCCAUGACAUCAAUAUUUCUUACAUUUAGAUAGAUCCUGUGAUUGACUAGGAUUAGUCUGAAUAAAAUUGGCAUUAGAUGCGUCCUUUGAAAAUAAAUGAGAAAUAACACUCACGAGGGUCAACGCCUAUGUUAAAGGGUUUAUCCACUUUUGUUGGCAGUUAAAACCUGAAAGAUUAUACCAAUCUCUGGGGUUGUGUUCUCUGUAAUAGAGGAUACUUCUGCUGUGCUCUUAACAAUGAUGUGUACCCAUGGCAAAUGCAGAGAAAUUGAUCGACCAUUUACUUUGUUAUGUGUUGAUCUUUUCAUAUGCUACCGUCUUCUAACCCCUGGUCAACUGAAAUUUCAAGAUGUAGAUCAUCAAAAAUCCCAUUUACCCUCGUGUUGCGGCACUUCGAACACGUCUGUGUAUAAUCUUUUUCUGGGGACUACUUUAAGAUCGAAUACGUAUAGAUUGGCACUUAGAACGAGUUAGCCAUCACACAGCACAGACUAAAUCACCGGUUUUACUUUAAUUCACCAGUGAAGAGCUAUUCUUUCUGUUCCCAUUUUGGGUAUCGAGACCAAAUAACCUGUUAUAGAUCGGUGAUUAUAUCUUUCAGUUAUGGUUUAUACCGAUGAUCAGCUCAUGCUGGUUACAAGGGUAUUUUGGUGGUGCUGAGAAAGCCAAACUGGGUGGUAUGAAGUUCUCUCUAGCUCCCUAGUUAGAAUCCAGAGUAUUAUGUUCCAGUAAAGCUAAUGGGUCUGGAAUAGAAUUGGAUCCCUCAUAACAGUAGACAGGUAAACAGGCUCUCAUUGAAUAACUUCUGAAUGGGUUCACGAAACCAUGGGGCCUUUUUGUACUCUUUGAUGACUGUUUAAUGUUCAUAAAUCGUCCAUUUCAUGCUCGUUUAAUGGUGCUUUUCUCUCUUGAAAUGAUUUUUUUUUGCACAAAUUCAGCACCAUUAUGUAACCAGUGGGAAUUGAAUGGUGAAGCUUAGCGAACUCAUAGUAAAGCAUCUAUCGAACUAGAAUGUGUCCAGUAACGUGGACAUUGCUAGCCCAAACUUACAGUCCUACGUGGAGUCAACAAAUGUAUUUACUUUAUUACAUGACAAAAAGAAUAUGUUCUCUUGAAUGUUCAUCUGGUCGCGGUUAUCUGAAGUGCAGCUUGUGCUCUCUGUAUUUCAUUUUGGCAGUCUUCUUAGUUUGUUUUUCCUAUCGACUACGUCUCCAACAAUAUUACACUUGAAUAGGCCUUGUUAUCCAUCAUAUGUUUCUCCAUUCUGUAGGACGUGGUCCAACGAAUCAUGUCGUUUGUGCAAAAACAAAACCGAGCAGUUUGCAUUAUUUCAGCUUCUGGAACAAUAGCUAACGUCACACUUCGCCAGCCAGCCGUGGCCGGGGGCCAAAUGACUUAUAAGGUAUAUACGUUGGUUCUUUCAUUAUUGGAAUUUAAGAAUAUCCUAAUUCUCCUUUAUAACAGACGUUAAGUUAACCUGCAAACCAUGAAGAUUAGAUUUCUGGCGAACCGAUGUCAUGAAUUAUUUCUGUUGUGCUCAAACAGUGAGAAACCAACAUAUUACAAUAGCCAUUUCGGGUUGUGUUUCGAUGAGAAGGUAUAGUGAAUGAAUAUAAUGAAUUUGGGCAUACUUUGAGGUUUUUUUUUUCUCGAUCAGAAUUUUCUGUUGUAUUGAGUUUAUACCAUGCUUGCUCCCAUGAUUCGCGGACAUAUGCAAUAAUAUGUCUGUUUACAUUCACUUUCUGCAUAUUGAUAUUUACAUUUUAAAAGUUUCUACCUCCCCACUGGCCGUAGCCCAGUUGUUCUAGGGAACGUGCCUCAAAAAGUGAAGCCCCUGCUACAGCCCGAGAUGUUGUGUUGUGCCCGCCCUAUGGGAUCAGGCACCAUAAGGGCAAAGUUCUAAAACCCUAGGCAUGUUCUGCCUUAUGGCUUAUUUGCCAUGCGCCUCGGGCUCUUACGGGUCAUCCCUGUGCUCACCCCAGGUUGGAGUCGAGCACAAUCAUGGGCUCCAGUACAACUUCCAGAAUCAACUGUCUCACCUGCUGUGAGAUAAAUUUAGGGCUGGGACUGCAAUUCCCUAAAGAUCAUGGAGUAGAAACCUUUUGCUGCCAAAACUUGGAAAACGUUCCCUCAAUUGAGAACAUAGAAAAAUGACUGGGAUUGCUACUGAAUAUCUCCAAAGUCUACAUAUCUUGUUGUUCCUCUCAUUUCAAAUGGUCCAAUUAAUAAUUAGACCAUGUUUGCCUUUUUUUUCCUGAACACCUCCUUUCUGUGUUGGCGAACUUAAACCCAUAAUCGUGUAAUGAAAAAGCAGGUUUCAGGAUGCCCGCGCCCUCCAUAGAAUAAAGUCAACUUUGUUCCAGAUAGGAUUAAUCAUGUUUAUGGUCAAAAUUCUGCUUUGCAGAGCAUUUUUGGUCCCCUUUUAUUCAAAUUCAUGUUCUUUUGAAAAAAACAUAAUAACGCUUUCCAAGUGCCAAAUAAGUUCAUCCCUAUUUGUCUGCCAGUCACUGUAGCUAAAUUAGUUCGAUACUGAUGGUUGUCUGCUCUGUGUGUGUAAUGUUUCGUUUUCUCUCUCUAUUCACUGAGCUAGACAGUGAGAUUUUAUCCAGUAUUUUCCCUUUUUAGACUUCUCCAAAUCAGCAUUUGCUGGCAAACCCACAGAAACUAACUUCAUUCCACAUCGUGCCUUCCCUCCCUGCUGAUUCUGUUCAGGGAAAUUUCGAUAUUCUUUCACUCUCUGGGUCCUUCCUUAUAUCCGAAAAUGGAGGAGCAUCUGCAAGAACCGGUGCUCUGAGUGUGUGCCUCUCUGAGGAAGGCUUCCUUGUUGGGGGCGGCAUUGGUGGCCCACUAGUUGCCGCCACUACUGUGCAGGUGAUUCACAGUCUUCUAAGGAUACCUUGCCCACCCUGCCCCCCCCCCCCCUUCCCCUUUUCCAAGCAUUUUAAAGCCCAUGAUUCAAUUGAUGCAGGUGUUCGCUGGUUCUUUUGUGAUUGACGCCCACAGGGACCUUGAUGCAGUGGCAAACACCAGCAAAGCUGUGAGCAGCUUAUCAACUCAUUUUCCUGUAGGAACCGAGGAAUCUCCUUCGGUGGGUUUCCACGCUACUGCGGGUUCCGCUGGAAGUUUUUCAAACAACAGGCUAACUGGUGAUCACCAUCAUCAUCAAAGUACAGACAUCAUAAGCAGAAGUAGCUCCCUGAUGCAAACUAGGGCGGUUCAUGUUACUCCUCAGCGAUCUUCAACCGAAUGGGGAGGUGGGUUGCAUUAUCUGACUCUUCCUGUAGUUUUUCUUAUUGUUGCAUUGUUUAAGUUGAUAACGCUUCGGAUGCAUUUCCUCUAG